Vicugna pacos (alpaca) is the source of this 1676-nucleotide messenger RNA. The record is from RefSeq and is a predicted model, not a curated record. NCBI's taxonomy places the organism in Eukaryota, Metazoa, Chordata, Mammalia, Artiodactyla, Camelidae.
GGGAGGGUGGGAAACCAGCUCCCCUUUACAGUCCCCUGCAGGCUCUCCACCUCCAGGCACUGCCCCUGCACUUGGGCAGGACAGUGAUGAGGGCCAGCCAGAAGGACUUUGAGAGCGCACUGCGUCAGGUGAAACUCUGGAAGAAGGACCCGGGAAACGAAGUGAAGCUGAAACUCUACGCGCUGUAUAAGCAGGCCACCGAGGGACCGUGCAAUUUGCCCAAACCAGGUAUGAUGGACUUGGUCAAUAAGGCCAAAUGGGACGCGUGGAGUGCUCUUGGCAGUCUGCCCAAGGAAACUGCCAGGGAGAACUACGUGGAUUUGGUGUCCAGCCUGAGCGCUGCAUCCGAGCCCCCCAGCCCGGCGAAGCCUGCAGCGGACGGGGAACAAGCGGGAGGUGACCUGGUGGUGACCUCUGAGAACCACAUCACAACGAUCACGUUCAACCGGCCUGCCAAAAAAAAUGCAAUCACCACUCAGAUGUAUCGAGAUAUCAUGCUUGCCCUUCAGGCUGCCAGCAAGGACGACUCGGUCCUGACUGUGCUAACAGGAAACGGUGACUAUUACUGCAGUGGGAACGACCUGACCAACUUCACCGACAUCCCCCCUGGAGGGCCGGAGGAGAAAGCCAGGACUAACGCCGUUCUGCUGAGGGAAUUUGUAGACUAUUUCAUAGAUUUUCCUAAGCCUCUGGUCGCAGUGGUCAACGGCCCAGCCGUAGGCAUCUCCGUCACCAUUCUCGGCCUGUUCGACCUUGUGUAUGCAUCAGACAGGGCAACGUUUCACACCCCGUUCAGCCCCCUGGGCCUGAGUCCGGAAGGCUGCUCCUCCUACACCUUUCCGAAGAUGAUGGGCCCCAGCAAGGCAGCAGAGAUGCUCAUUUUUGGGCGGAAGUUGACAGCUCAGGAAGCCUGUGCUCAAGGACUUGUUACCGAAGUCUUUCCUGACAGCACUUUGCAGAAAGAAGUUUGGACCAGGCUGAGGGCAUACACUAAGCUCCCUCCAAACGCCGUGAGAACUUCCAGGGAGGUGAUGAGAAGCAAGGGGAGGGAGCGGCUGCACGCCGUCAACGCCGAGGAGUGCGAGGCCCUGCGGCAGCGCUGGCUGUCCGAGGAGUGCGCCAGCGCUGUCCUGCGCUUCAUGUCCAGGAAGGCGAAGCUCUGAGCGGCCGGAGGGGCUCCUGUCUCCGAUUUCCUGUUCUGAACUAAGUGAGCCUCCCUGUGCCUUUUGGAGGUGCUAGGAUGUAACUUGUGAUGAGUGUACCCGCCUAGGGCCCUGCUGAAUAAAGAACCAUGUGAAGAUGAACUUUAAGGAUUUUCUUAGGCAUUUUGGGUCGCAGGGAGCCUUACGUCUCUCCGCAUGAACCCCUGUUGCCAGGAGCACUGAAGCAUUGUGCCCGGGGCCCUGUUCUGGAAAGCGUUCACGGCCUGACAGGCCGAGACCAUGUCCUCAAACACCACGACUGCACUCUGCCGUCCACAUAGGGUCACCGACUUGAUGGGCCCAAACACCACCAGCCUCCGGGUGACCGAGUCCAGGUCUUCGGUGGGCCCCAUGUUCUUUUUCAGCCAUCUGCAGGGCAGCAAGCCAAAGGGGUAGUGUUACUACAGAAUAAAUCAUCUUAGUUUCAUCUCUCUCCCCCACCCCAAACCAUAAUCUAAUCAAAAGGCGCGAAGG